CAACAUUUAGAUUCUUCAGACACUAGAUGGCGCCUGAGGUCAAGGAAAGAAGUCGGGUUUCAGAAAAAUAAAUAUGUCUGUCGUCGGCGUCGACGAGAAACAAGUUAGUGCCUUAAUACGAAGGCACGAACAAGUGAAAAGAUGGGAAGAUUCAGAUACAAAUUUAGAGCCUGUGUCACCCAAGAAGGACUCAGUAAAAGUAAAAUUUCAAGAUGGCUGUGUUUUUUUAGCAGCUUGUUCGAGCGGUGAUAAAGAGGAGGUUAAGAAACUUUUACAACGGGGUGCAGACAUCAAUACAGCUAACGUUGAUGGACUAACAGCCUUACACCAGGCCUGCAUUGAUGACAAUAUUGAGAUGGUGGAGUUCCUUGUAGAACAGGGUGCUGAUGUAGAUGUAUGUGACAAUGAAGGCUGGACUCCUUUACAUGCUACUGCUUCCUGCGCUUUUACAGAGAUAGCAAGAUACUUAAUCAAACAUGGUGCAAAUGUAGCAGCAGUUAACAAUGAUGGAGAUCUGCCUUCUGAUAUUGCUGAAAAUGAUGAAAUGGAAAAAUUAUUGAAAGAUGAAAUGAAAAAACAAGGAAUUGAUGAAAAUUCUGCAAAAUGUGAAGAAGAACAGCGAAUGUUAGAAGAUGCUAAUAAAUGGUUGAAAGACAAAAAUGUUGAGGAGAUUAAGCAUCCUAAAACUGGAGCUUCAGCCCUACAUGUAGCUGCUGCCAAGGGAUAUUUGAAAGUUAUGAGUCUACUGUUAGAAGCUGGAGUUGAUGUUAAUGCUGAGGAUUUCGAUGGAUGGACCCCAUUACAUGCAGCGGCUCACUGGGGUCAGGAAGAAGCCUGUAAACUUUUAGUUGAGAAUAUGUGUGACAUGGAGCAUAAAAACAAAGCUGGUCAUACAGCAUUUGAUUUGGCAGAUAAAGAUAUGUUAACUUUAUUAGAAGAGCUGAAAGAAAAACAAACAUCAUAUAAAAAUCGUCAUGAAACUGAUAAAGAAAUCAUAUUGCCACCUGGUCAUGUUAUAAAAAGAAGAAGCUCUGUAACAAGGAUGAGUGGUGACCAGAAGCAAAAUGUUAUACAGCGUACAUCUGAAGAGGAGCGUGUUGCAUUAUUAUCCAUUCAUCCAUCUAAGAAUGAAGAUAAGACUGCUAACAGUAUAUCAUUGGAUGAGUCUGAAGAAACUGAAACAGAGCGCAAAAAUGAAAAAAAUAAACAAGUGUCCCAACAGAUCCAACCACCAACAUGUAUCACCAACACAACUACUACUUCCUCCUGGCAAAGAACUGCCAUUUUAACAUCCCUUCCCCCUAGUGCUGAGAUCAGGAGGCCAGAUAUGCCCAAAAUAGAAGAAGUCUCUGAAACAGAAAGACCAACAGUUGUAUCAACUUCUGUAUCAGUAACAGUUACAACAGCUCCAUCUAUAAAUACUGUCCCUUCUGUAACUGCUUCCAUUAGUAGCAUCACAACAUCAUCAGAUACUGCUACAACGGCUGUUCUGUCUUCUAAGCCUACUGUCAGUAUUUCCAAAGUGGAGAGCCUUGCUGACCCCACAAGUGAUGCCUCUAUACAAUUGCGUCAAAGGCGAUCUCGUCUCAUGGGUCACAGAUCCCUUUUCUUUUCAUCUCCCAUAGAAUCUCCAGAGAUACCCAUCAGCUCAGUUAGUAAUACUGGACGAGACUUGGUGUCCAGAUCUAUUAGUGUUCCAGCUCGCCUUCCUACGGAAAAGGAUGAUAUGCCAACACCAGUCUCAACUGCCACUGACAAUGUGCCUUCUUGGCGACAGGGAUUGCGGAAGACGGGCAGUACCUCAAUGGUACAUGAACGGAUGUCAGAAAAUGAAAGUAAUUCCCUUCCACGGUCAGCGUCAAGCCCUCGGCUGGCGCAGGAUGCUAGAUUAGAACUACUGCAGGAACGUCUAGCCAACCGUAGACCUUAUUCCAGCACUGGUGGAUCAGUAACAACAGUGACAACAUCAACUAUGUCAACUGUUACUGAUAAAAUUGGAGAUAGAAACAGUUACACCUUUGGUCAGAACUACACAGGGCUCAGGACUAAUCGCUUAAGCAACUAUGUGCCAUCUUACCAGGCACGACAACAAAGAGAAGCCAAUGCAAACUCAGAAGACAAACAGGGUUUGUCAGAAUUGGGUCGUUUACGAGAUCGUAAUUCACUAACUGGGUUGAGCAGUACUAGCAGUUCUCCCUCCCCAAUUCCUGCCAGUUCCGCUACAACUUCACCUAGUACCAAUAUCAACUCACUGAACAGAAGGUCUUUUGAGCCACCAAAAAGAGAUGAAGAAACAGAAACGCAACGCAAAGCUCGUGCUAAACAUGCUCGACAAACUCGUAGAUCAACACAGGGUGUUAGUUUAGAGGAUAUUGAAAAAGCUGAAGAAGUGCUACGUUCAAAUGAUCCAUUGAAUCCCACAUCUACCUACACAUCUACAUCCAGAACUUCAGUUAGUACCAAAGAUAAUGGAGUUGUAAGUAAUGGUCAAAGUGUCACAACUGGCAUUGCUACCACUACUACCACAACCAAUUCUUCUUGUGAUAACCCUACUAAAGAAGAUUCUUCUGUUAUCUCAGGAUAUCGAUUGCGCACAAGUGAAGAUAAAAGUGAUGCUGUAGAUUCACCAGUAACUAGAAGUUUUAGAAGAGCAAGGGAAGACAAAGAUCUCACUUCCUCUUCAAAUACAUCUACAGAUAUUACUUCAAACUAUAUCCCACGAAGUCAAAGAAAUAGUGCCAUUUUGUCCAGUGAGCCUAGUUCAUCUAUCACAUCUAGUCAAAGUUUACUAAGAACAUCAUCAUUACGUACAAAUCGGGUUAGAAACUGUGAAACUGACUCUAUACAAACUCCAAAAGCUGAGGAGGAAUCCAGAAAUGAUGACAGUUCCUUAGAAAAAAAAGAUGAAAAGAAAGAAUCUUCUUCUAUUCGUUCUCGAAGACAGAGAAGGGAAAGGCGAUCAACUGGAAUAGUCUAUGAUAAUGAAGAAGGAGAGCUAAGCAAAGAGAAUAAACCUGAAGAAGAUAAAUCUGAUAAUUUAGGGUCAUCAAAGUACAGUUCAAGAUUCAGCUCAAAUUCUGAUGCUCCGUCCUCUGACCGCACUCAGCGUCCUACUUCUUAUUCAGAAUACUCUCGAUCUACUGGUUCUCUAGACAUAGAUUAUAAAAAGAAAUAUGAAGAUGAGAAGAGUGAGAAUGAAAGAUUGAGGAAAGAAUUGGAAGAAACAAAGAAAAGUCUUCUUGAUGCUAAAGCAGAAUUGGAUAAAGUGUUAAAACAAAGAGAAAAGGAGCAACCAAGAAACUCAGAACGAGACAAGCGCACACUUGAAAGAAAAAUAUCUGAAAUGGAGGAAGAACUUAAGUCAAUGGAGAAAGUUAAAGCUGACAACAUCAAACUUAAGGAAGAGAACCGGGCUCUGACCCGAGUUGUUGCCAAACUUUCUAAAUAGAAAAUGGAUGCCUUGAAAGCAGACAACCAGAGGUUAAAGGAUGAGAAUGGGGCUUUAAUUCGUGUCAUUAGCAAACUAUCAAAGUAGCUGUGCUAUCAAUGUCUUUUACUGCUGUCCUGACUUAAUUCUGUGUUCCCUAGCUGUCUUUCUUUCCAAUACUGGCAAAGACUAUAAAAUAUCUAGAGAGUUUUCAGCAUUUUAUUUUUUUUUUAUUGGAACUACUAUACUUACAAGUAUAUUUUGUCAAACCUAAAAAGUCGGUUUUUAUAAUGGGACAAAAUCCAGUGCAAUGUGUACCUGACACAGGUGUACACACACACACACAAAUGUGUAUUGAAUGUUUGUUGAAAUUGAACAUUUGAUCCCAAAGCUACUUAAGAAAUAAGACUCAUUCUACUUCUGACUGAUAGGGAUGACACUCCAGCAAAUUGUUUUGAUUACAAUUCUAAUCCAUUAGUCAAGCUUGUGUUUUGCAUUGGGAUACUUGUCAAUGUUACUUCAGAUAUUGUUUAGAAUUGAGUACAUUUUGUUUGUACCACUUAGUGCCUUCUGUCCCAUCUUCAAACAAAGUCUCUGUACAUAGUUCAAGAACAAAAAUGAGAGGUUUUUGUUAAGGCUUUUGUGUCAACAGAAUGUGCUGCAGAUGUUGUGUUUGAUAGUGUUUAGUACUAAAGGAUUCAGUCAUGUUCACAUUUUUCUUUAUCCCCUAAUUUAUUUGUCAGAUUUUUAGUUCUGGAUUGGCUGUGCAUUAUUAUUGUAUUUAGACACUUCAUUGAUCUCAAGCAAUAAGUAUAUAAUGUAUUGAUGUGUGUCUCAUUGCUUGUAUUUCUUGGUAUGUGCUGUGGAUCACUCCUGAGUUAGGUAUUGUUUAAAUUAAGCAAUCGAUUCCAGUAGGUGAUCUUGUGCUAUUAGAAAUUGUUCUAAAGCAUGCUCAUAUUUUAUUAAUAUUUUACUAGAAAGAAAAAAACAUUUAGUUUGUGCAAACCCAAACAUAGUGGAGAUACAAAGACUGUAUAAGUACUACCUUAAAUUUAUGUCACUUCUUAAAUGUGUGUUGGUUUAAAGUGUCUAUAAAUACUGUAUAUAGUCGUGUACAUAAAUACACUGUAGGUGGACAUUGAAAAAAGGAAAAAAAAAACGUAGUCCAUUUUUAAAUGGACAUAAAACAUAAUUAGGAAACUUUUUCAUUGCAGAUGGGUGUUUGAGAUUAGCAAGAAAGCAAGUAGGAACUUAAUCUUAUAUGCACCAAUGCAAGCAUUGUGAAUGAUUCAUUCUUCUGUUUGUUCCCAAUGACUAGUUUACCCAAAGUAAGAUGAGUAUGUCCAUUAGAUGUUUCCAUCCCUAUUCUAAGUUAGCUCUCCUUCCCAGAUCCUUGUUCAAAGAGUAGAAGGAUUGGCUCACACCAGGUUGUGUCUAGAGUGGCUGUAAGAAGCUAGUCAGAUUGGGUUGGGAGGGAAACAUUGAACAUGAUCUAGUAGACGUUACAAGAAGAGAGCAUUUAGAUGACUCAUUGUACAGUUUGGAAUGAAUAGCUUGUUGUUUUUUUUUUUCUUUGUUAUUGUGUAGUUGUGUGUUCUUACAAUUGAACUUGUUUGUUAAGCCACUCUCCAAAUAGUUUACUUGCACUCAUUUAUUGCUUUGGUUUGAGAUCAAUGAAUGUAUGACAUAUACAUAUAUAUAUAAAUAUAUAUAUAUAGUUAUCUCUCUCUAAUCUAUACAUACAACGUGUAUGAGAAUUCUAUAUUUAAUACUAUGUGUGCGGGCCAUUGUAAUCAAUGGUUACUUUUAAUUAAUGGACUUGUUCUGAUGUUUUUGUUUGUAUUUUUUUUACGAAGAGCCUACAUGAUUGUGUGACAAUGAUGGUAUGGAGCUGGUGUAGUGUUUUCAACUUAGUCAUUGUAACAUCAACUCUUUCAUUUAGUACAGUUUCUCUUUAGAAUCACUAGUUGAAUAUUUCGUUUUAGAUCUUUUGACAAGCUAAUUCUAGAUUGAUUCCAUACCAGUGUACUAGUUCACUUAAGUUUCAUGCAACUAUUGCCCAUGUGUAUAACUGUCAAUUCUUCUCUCAGAGCAUCAACUUAGCUUGUAAUGAUCUAAAUUGGUUAUAAAUAAAAUGAAGUUUUCAAUUCGAA
Biomphalaria glabrata is the source of this 5580-nucleotide messenger RNA. RefSeq names its product protein phosphatase 1 regulatory subunit 12C-like. The coding region runs from base 74 to 3448 and encodes 1124 amino acids. The transcript has 26 exons. The record is from RefSeq and is a predicted model, not a curated record. Gene Ontology annotation, molecular function: enzyme inhibitor activity; phosphatase regulator activity; protein kinase binding. Gene Ontology annotation, biological process: signal transduction. NCBI's taxonomy places the organism in Eukaryota, Metazoa, Mollusca, Gastropoda, Planorbidae. Gene Ontology annotation, cellular component: cytoplasm.